UGUUGUCUUUCUCAGAGCUGAUUCAGCAACGACAACAAAACCCAAAUCAAAACAGCUGAGGAAGGAAUGUCUUAUUGUUUUUCUUGUUGUAUCUCUUGUUUUAUUGAUGCUCAGAGAAAAAUGCGAUACAAGUUUGGUCCCCUUCUUUUCUUCUUUUAUUUAUUUAUUUAUUUACUUUGACAAAGGUGAAUUACACAAGUUGCACUUGUAGGUUUAAGUGUAAGCUUCGUGAAAACAUCACACAUGGCACUACAGGGAGUUUAUAUUCAGCCGCUGCACGCUGCAGCCUUAAUCACUUUUUGUACACGGACUUAUGGCUUUAGGUGUGAAUGUGUGACUGCAAGUAGGAAAAUGAGGCUAGCUGGUGAAGUGACUGUUAGGCGUGUGUGUGCGUGUGUGUGUGUGUGUGUGUGUGUGUGUGUGUGUGUGUGUGUGUGUGCGAGAGAGACUCGCUGGUUGGGGUGCCCGUUGAAGAUAAGGCCUGCCCUAUGCCUGAGAGCAAAAGAGACAGUGUGUGUAAGCCCUUCAAGCCUUAUCCUGACACACCUCCCACCCCCACCUCUUCUCCAUCACCCCCACCCCCCCACACACACAUGCAGUGAGGAUUAACCCCGUCAUGUACCAUUUCAAUGGGCAAGCUUUGGAGACACGCACACACACACACAGACGCGCGCACACACACACUCACACAGGAUUAACCCUUGUGUGUCCAUUUCCAUGGAUGGUUCUUAGCUUCGCUCCGGUUGUGACAGCAUUGACUGCUUGUGUUGCCAUGGCUACAGGGGCCAGCGAAUGUAAGAUAGGCAAAUCCACAUAAGUCACCGACAACAGACACUCUAAGCUACUACUGACGACACCUCCCCCCCGGUACUAGACACACAAAGAUGCUGCCGAAAGACCGACAGGAGCCUCGUGAGCUGUGAAGUGCUCAUGUCACGAGCUCACCGUGGUCAAACAAAUAUGCAUAAACUCAGCCCGGGCAUCUAUGCUGCUGGUCGGCUGAGAGACGGGCCUUGGAGCUGCUCAUCCUCUCGUGUCUGGUUCUGGGAGACACUGUACUUCUCCAUACUCGGGGAUCUCUUCCAACACGAGAGUCUGCAAAGAGGUUUCUGCAUUUGAGCUGUCGUCUUCUUUUUUUGCAAACGUGUUCCUAGAUUGCAAAGCCAGACAGAAAAGAACUGCAGAUACGUCAGAAUAAAGUGACGCCCUCUGGUAUGAAAACGCAGAAAAGUAAACGCAAAAUCAUGACACCUGCUUCAACGUCUCAGAUACAUCGGAAUAUCAGAGACGAUGGAGAAAACGGUUUGAUUACGAGACCCAAAAUUAAACGGUGGUGAGGAGUCCAUCACUGCACGUUGGCAGAUAUAAGAGUGACAUAAUUAGGGUGGAAAUGGACGUUUGGAUUUAUUAUUAUAAUUUAUCUUCAUUUCGAUUAACUUUUGAAUAUUGUAUGAUCCUUUUUCUCUUAUUAUUAGCUUUAUAUAUUUUCAGUAAAGCAAAAAAAAUAUAUAAAUACUGUGAGCAAUUGGAAAUUCAAUGUGCACUUUUGCAAUAAAGUAUGAGAAAAAAAUAAAAUGUGCUGUGCUCACAAUAAUGUGUCUGCUGCAACGCCUUGUGGAACUGAUCCUUGAAAUGCACCAGCAGACAAAAAUACAUUUUUAAAAGUUGUUCCACGUCAGUCAGAGAGGAAUACAUAUUAUGUUUAAUCAGAAUAAGACUUACAUAAACAUAUCUGUACGGCCUUUGUCUAUUAGGUCACAUUAUUUGAAAUUGUGCCUCUAAAAUAGUUCAACUUGAACCAAAAAUAAUGUUUAAGAACUAUGUUGUCAUAGUAUUACCCAUCAGCACCAGUGUUGCGAUGCACAGCAGCUUCUGGGAAACCCUGUUAACUGUUUCCACAGAGCGGCUCCCAGGAGCAGCUUAAUUUGCGAAUAAAUCAUUGAUGAAACAUUGUGUUUUCACUCCCUGCCUACACGGGUCGUGUAUAAAUCAGAACCACGUCCAUGCUGUUGGCUGCAACGUCCCUAAAUAAUUGAGGCGGGGGAAAGCACUUUUUGUGUUUGAAAGAAAAUCAUUUUUAGACCUUUGAUAUGAGAUCACCUGUCAACAAUGUUAGGAGUCCAAGUCAUCCUUCAGAGAUGAAUAAUGCAUAUGAAAUUAGCAAAUAUUAUGACAUACACUUGCAUAAAUAUAUGAAAAACUACUGACCUAAUAUGACUUGUUCUUUUUAUAUCCCAACCUUGGCCAUACGGGUGAGUCCUCGCUGGCUGUGAUCUGAAUAUCUGAUUAUAAUUUGAGGAUUUAAGCAGAUUUACAGGCCUAUGGGAUUCUCCUUUUGGUUUAGUGCUUCCUGUGUGUGUGUGUGUGUGUGUGUGUGUGUGUGCGCGUGUGUGUGUGUGUGUGUGUGUGUGUGUGUGUGUAGAGAGAGAGAGAGAGAUAUUCCCAAUGGCUUUACUGGUCUACCUUGGAGACCGUUCAGUGUGCAAACUCAAAGACACAAUUAAUUGUCAAAAACCGAAGUAUGUUAUCCGCAGGUGAAAUUUAAUUUGUUAGAUCUCAAUCUACUUUUGACUGAUUGGGCUGCUGCAUCACAUGUGUAUGCAUCGCCCUGCAUAGACCCAUGGUGUAUGAUUCACAUGACCAGGGUCUUGUUCUGUCACUGUCUCAGUUCAGUUGUUUGCAGCAAGCGGAUGUGCACUAAUUAGGAAAACAUGAAAACCACUUUGCAGUCAGCAUGAUGUUUAUUUCCACACACACUUCCACUCGGCUGCAUUAGGCCAAUUCUCAUCUGUGUCAGUUACAAGGAAGGGAUGGGAUGUAGGGAGGAGGAAGGAAGGGAUAAAAAAAAUGCUUACCAGACAACCUUCAUGUGCAGUUGUGCAUUAGUGGGGGGAGGAGGGGGAGGAAAAGGGGGGAGAGGGCGGCUGGCGGUGCUGGGCAGAGGAUAGAGGAGCAAAUGCAUUGCGGAGGGAGAGGAGGAGGGCCUACAGCUAUUGUUCAUGUCCUCCCGUGAACAAAGGGCUCAUCUGGGUCCGUAUGUAAACCCACAGCAGGCUUCAGCCCACUAACAAGGCCUCAUGCGGGACAAAACAUAACCGACUCACUCCCGCAAUUUAGGCUUUAUUCCGUCUCAGUCUCGCGGUUUGGGGAUAUUUUUCCAUUGAUCCUAUUCAGAGGGACGUAUUGUGUUGGUACGUUGCGUCCAGCGGGCCUAUCCGUCUUUACGCACGGAGCGUACAUACGGUCUAUCAUCACGGAUCUGUAAACAUCAAUUUUCUGAUUGGACUUCUUUUCAGGCUGUUCCUCCAAGUCUUUCAAGCUGUACUCCCCCAAGGAGCCCCCCAACGGUAGCACUUUCCCCCCUUUCCACCCCGGCACUAUGCUGGACAGAGACGUGGGGUGCAUGAAGCUUUAUUGCUGAAGAAGAGGUCACAAUCUCCUGUCAUUUGGUGAACGGUUGAUCCAAUUGCCCAUAUAUGUUAGUGUAGUGUCAUCUUAGCCACAGUCCCACCCCGAUGUAUCCUCCCACGUACCUGGAGCCCGGAAUCGGGAGGCACACACCAUAUGGCAACCAGACAGACUACAGAAUAUUUGAACUCAACAAACGGCUACAGAACUGGACAGAGGAGUGUGAUAACCUGUGGUGGGACGCAUUUACUACAGAGUUCUUUGAAGAUGAUGCCAUGUUGACCAUUACGUUCUGUCUGGAGGAUGGGCCCAAACGUUACACAAUUGGCCGAACGUUGAUUCCAAGGUACUUCCGGAGUAUAUUCGAAGGCGGUGCCACUGAGCUCUACUAUGUGCUGAAACAUCCCAAGGAGUCCUUCCACAAUAACUUUGUCUCCCUUGACUGUGAUCAGUGCACCAUGGUCACCCAGAAUGGAAAGCCCAUGUUCACACAGGUGUGUGUAGAAGGCCGCUUGUACCUGGAGUUCAUGUUUGACGACAUGAUGAGGAUAAAGACGUGGCACUUCAGCAUCAGACAACACCGUGAACUCAUCCCCCGCAGUAUACUGGCCAUGCAUGCCCAGGACCCACAGAUGCUGGAUCAGCUGUCCAAAAACAUAACAAGAUGUGGCCUGUCGAACUCCACCCUUAACUACCUCCGACUGUGUGUGAUUCUGGAGCCCAUGCAGGAGCUGAUGUCCAGACACAAGACGUACAGCCUCAGCCCCAGAGACUGCCUCAAGACCUGCCUCUUCCAGAAAUGGCAGAGGAUGGUGGCACCACCAGCUGAGCCGUCAAGACAGGCACCAAACAAAAGACGGAAGCGUAAGAUGUCAGGUGGCAGCACCAUCAGCGGAGGAGGAGGAACCAACAACAACAACAACAACAAAAAGAAGAGCCCAGGCAGUGGCUUCCCUCUGUCCAGCCAAGUUCCAGAUGUGAUGGUGGUGGGAGAGCCCACGCUGAUGGGAGGGGAGUUUGGCGACGAAGACGAGCGCCUGAUCACGCGGCUGGAGAACACGCAGUUCGACGCGGCCAACGGCAUCGACGACGAGGACAGCUUCAACAACUCUCCGGCGCUCGGCUCCAACUCGCCCUGGAACAACAAGGCCCCGUCCAGCCAGGAGAGCAAGAGCGACAACCCCACCUCACAGGCAUCGCAGUAGAGCCCAGAGCCCCGCAACCUCAACACAAACCCCUCUCUGCCACUCCUCAGACCCCACCCCAACCCCGACAGCCACGAGUGCAACAGCAGCAGUCCAUCAUAUUCAGUUCUCUCACACACACACACACACACACACACACACAUAUACAUACACAGGUGGCCCGGGGGGCUCAGCAUGUCUCAGAUAAUGUCACUGAGCCAUUGCUGUGACUUCCCCAUAUUUAGGCACCGUGUCGCACCUCUGUCUCCCCUUUCCUCAUCUCACACUCAAAAUGUCCCAUCUGCUCUCGCAAAUUUUCAGUUUGGACAGCGACCGGGUAGAUGUGAGCGAGGAGGCGUGUGGGGGGGGUGUUUAACCCAGGGGGCAGAACUGUGCACACUAAACUAUUCGUACUGAAGAUCACAUGCAGGGAGCGGCGGGUCGGAGGGGAUGGCAGCAUCGGGGCUUUCGAGAUGGUGGCGAGUUGCUUAGGGACCACUUGUCCACCCGUCCUCUAAACACGGCUCUCAAUUCUGGUCUGCUCUGUUGAGGCACGAGUCACUCGUAAUGUUUGUUAAUAGAGUAUAUGUGUGUGCGCGUGUGUGAAAUGUGUGAGGAGCGAAAAAGAGGCAGUCCGAUCUUAUUUGUGGCUUUGCGGAAGCGGACGGACCAGAAUUUAGAGUCCGUGUGUAAAACCAUUGAAAUUCACACACUAGUAGGAACUGAAAUGUGGCACUAGGGAAACAAACAAACAAACACACACACACACACACGCACACAAACAAAUCAGCAUAAUGAUUGAAGGAUUUUGAGUCCUAGUGCCAGAGCCAUCUCUGAUUAGACUACAAUGGCUGCGGUCUUUCAAACAGAGAGCAUUUAAAACACACACAUGCACACACACACACAGUUACACAUUUUAAGAGUUUUUAUACAGUAUAUAUUUCCCUAGAAUGUUUUUUAAUUUGUAUUAAACGCCUUCAUUUCAAUUGUUUUUUAUUUUCUACCAAUACUGAAAAGCUACAGACCAAGGAGCAACACAGGACUUUUAUCCCUCCCCCUCUAAGAUAUAUGGUUUUUAUCUUUUAUGUUUAUAAAAGAGAAAUAAUUUAGCGUGGAUGUUUUUAUUUUGUCUUUUUGUUCCUUUUUUUUUUUUUUUUUGGAGAUUUAAAUUUUUGUGUAUUUGUGCUUGUAUAUUUAAGGUAGUAGCAAAGUUCUGUCUGACUGUAAUAAGAUGUAUUCUUACUUAGAUUUACCUAAAGCCAUCCCGAUCUAAUGUAAAGAAACAAAAAUAGGAAAAAGGAGAAAAAACACUCAUGAGCCCGCCCCCUCUAUCCUCCCUCCUGCUCUUUCCUCCUCCCUCCUUUUUUAUAACUUGUGUAAAUUAAAUUACAAAACCUCCGGGGGUACAACGGCACCAUGGAGAGAUCAUUCUACUGUUUGUCUUUUUUUGUAUUUAUUUUGGAAAUUUUAGAAAUUCACAGUGUUUCAUCUAUACAGGAAGUGAUUUUUCACUUAACAUCACGAUUUUGUGUACCGCGACUUUCAACUUGAUGUCAAGUGAAUGUGCUCACUGAAUUUAAGCUAACCGGUGAAUUUCAUAUUUCAUCACUGGCUGAAACUGAUUUCUCUCCGUUAUCUGUCGUCUAAAUUGCCUUCAUUGGUGCAGCGUCUUUCAUAACCAACAGAAUGAUGCCAUCAAUCAUCCAAACAUCUUCUAAAGCCAGCUUAUCAUUAAGUUCAGUCUUCAUAUUGGGUAGCGACGCCAUCUGUAAAAUCUGAUUUUUAAAAAAAACAGCUGAAGCUCUGUUUGUUUUGUACAUUUCCAUUUCCUUACAGUUGAUUCCAGCAACAGUUAUGAGUUUGAAUGGUGACUUGUACCUUUUCCAAUCCCUGUAGAAAAUCAUUGUUUGAUAUAUAUUUUUUGAUUUGGUUAGUUUCUGCCCUUGAUUAUUAAUGUAUGGUACCAAUAAAAAGAUACAUUUUCACUUUAAAA
Anarrhichthys ocellatus (wolf-eel) is the source of this 6585-nucleotide messenger RNA. It is a transcript of the gene ldb1b, whose product is annotated as LIM-domain binding 1b. NCBI's taxonomy places the organism in Eukaryota, Metazoa, Chordata, Actinopteri, Perciformes, Anarhichadidae. The transcript is spliced from 12 exons. The coding region runs from base 3516 to 4613 and encodes 365 amino acids. The record is from RefSeq and is a predicted model, not a curated record.